Naegleria gruberi is the source of this 1862-nucleotide messenger RNA. RefSeq lists its product as uncharacterized. The coding region runs from base 1 to 900 and encodes 299 amino acids. The transcript has a single exon. The record is from RefSeq and is a predicted model, not a curated record. NCBI's taxonomy places the organism in Eukaryota, Heterolobosea, Eutetramitea, Acrasida, Naegleriidae.
AUGAAGAGAAAAGUUUCUUGUGGUCAACUCUAUUGGGAUAAGAAACAAAAAAACACAGCAACAAUAACGAAUUGUCAUUUAACGGAUUUAAUCAUAAUUACUACUCAUGGUAAUCAAAACAAUGGCGACACUCCAUUAAAUUAUUCGGAAUUAUUAAAAGGAAAGAUUAUGAAAAAAUCAACCUAUGAAGUGAUCAAACAACAACUUGAUAAUUAUUUGAAUAAUAGGUAUCCUAAUUUUGAGCGGUUUGAUAUGGUUAAAGAUUUUAAUUUGAAUGAUGAGGUUAAUUAUUUGAAUCGGAUUGAUGUGGUUAGAGAUUUGGAUUUGAUUACUUCUUUCAUGGAACAUGAAUUAUUUCCCUCUUGUUUUUCGAAUAUUAAUGCAAUUAAUUGUUUGGCUGAAUGGUUGAAUUUGUGGCAAUAUAGAUCGUUUGUAUUGAGAAUUGUUGGAAAAGAUAGUACUUACUUUCAAUAUGCCUUUGAAAAAUGGGAAAAUGAUUUUGAAAUUGUUUUGACAGCCAUCAAACACAAUGGAUCUACACUUCAAUAUGCUAGUAAUGAAUUGAGAAAUAAUUCUGAAAUUGUGAUGGCUGCUAUUAAAGAAAAUAGAUCUGCAUUUCAAUAUGCCAGUAAUGAAUUGAGAUAUGAUAGAGAAUUUAUUAUAAGUGCUCUUAAACAAGAUGCAAACAUUAUUGAUUAUGUACCAGAUGAAUUGAAGAAAAAUCAACAAAUUUUGGAUUUUUGCUCAAUUAUUAAUUGUGAAAUUCCAAUUUAUACCACCAAAAUAGCUCUUCCUUAUCGAAUAGUUACUUACAGAAUUGAGGAACCGAAUACAUGGGUUAAAGAAGCAAACAAUUGCCUUAAUAUUAUCAAUAGUUAUUGUAGAACUUUUGGAAUAUAAUCAUGAAAACGAACCUGAUGGAGAACAAUCAAUUUAUUGAAUAUAUACAUAUGUGUUAAUUCCUCAAGUUCACAACAUACCUUAAAAAAAUACCAAUGUCUAAUCCCAGCGAUUCCUUCGGAAAAAAGAGAAAACUCAAAACCUCUCAUAUGAUUGAAAAAAUCAUCGAUGAAGCAAGCCAAGAAAUUGUCUUAAUACCAACUCAGCAAGCACAGUAUAAACCGCAAUGUUAUACGAUUUACAUGGAAGACGAUAAAUCUGAAAAUGAUUUCUUCCCUACUGAAUGUUCACUCCAUUAAAAGACAUCCAUUCACCUUUCCACAACUAAAGAACUCCUCUGUGGCAGAUAUUUGGAAUUUAAUCAAGACAUUCGCUCCAAAAGAGUAUAUUUAAAGGGAAAUUUAUUGGUUUGAGAGUACAAGAUGGAAAGGUUUUAAGUUUAUCCGAAUUUAAGGCUUUUAUUGAUAAUGUGGAUGAGAGUGAAGAUUUAAUGUUUUUCAUUGUUAAAGAGAGAUUCGAGAAUACAUUCUCUGCCAUAGAAUCAAGAAUUACAUUCCUUAGUGAACAGCAAUUUCUGUAUUAUUAACGCCUUUGCUAAAGAUGCUUCCUUCAACUCGAGUGUAUGGAAGGAAAUGCAGUAACAAAGGAUCAAUUUGAGGCUUCCAAAAGUGAGGAUGAUGAUUCCUUAACCAUCAUUAAGUUCACUUCUCAUUCUCCAAUGAGUUGCCCAUUGCAUUCUAUAAGACACCUGUAAAGUGUUCUACUUUGAUUCCAUAUUUUGCUAAUUACCUCCAUCAAUAUCGAGUGAAAAAUAUUAAGGGAACUCUACAAUAAUUGAAACACAUGUAAUUGAUGGCUACGGCCAUAUCACGAUCUUGCUCCAUCCAUCUUGGUCUUCACACAUCAUGAAUACAUUGCAUUGUAAGCAACAUUUUUAUUCUAUUAUUAAAUUGUAACUUUCC